AUGUCUUGCUGGCGCGUUCUGAGACUCUGCGAGCAACCAGAUAACCAACAUGUACCCCAGCUACUUGUCAAGCCCGUCUUCUCCCCGGAUUCGUACAUUGUGCAUCUUUCAGAUUUGAGUAAUGUGUGGUCUGAAGAGCUGAGUUUGGAUGAUAUCGUGGACCGAGCUUCGCAGGAGCAAUCGCCAAUUGAAGUAAGCAAACAGGACACGGCGCAGCUUGGUGUCCUUCUAGAAAACAUCGCAAAGCCUCUGAGCAAUGCCGACGACGCACUCUGCCGUAUAACUCGCAAUGGACAAGACGGUAUCAUCCUGCAUGCAGCCAUUACCCUUCCAGAGCCGCUCGGCCGCUUGUCAUGGAAGUUUCAGCUGCAGAAGCGUACAUCUACAGUCCUUAAGAACGAGCUCAUUCUCCCGCUGCUUGUAUCUUCACACAUUCAGAAUGAACGAAUCGUUAGUCUCAUAAAAACAAUCACUAGCAAAGACAAGGCAAUCAAUCGGCUGCUAGAUCAAUUUGAGUCCAGUAACCUGGACUUGGCUGCCGCUUUCCCGGGUGCGGGUAGCAUGAAGACGGGAAGACGGAUGAUCAAACGUGAGCAAGCCGCAAAGCACGUUCCCGCUUUGAAGCCAUUUUACGAGACAGUGUGGAGGAAAGAGACUGGACAGUUAGAAGACUUGGAACUAACUUCGUUGGGCUUGUUCCAGGAAGCGCUGGCUCAGAGCACCUCUAUUGUGCCACAACAGCUAAAGUCGGACAACUUGGAAGCCUCCUGGUGGACAUCAGUGCCGACACAUUUGACUUUAUCGAAGGCUCCAGCGAACAGCAAGACAAGGAAGUCCGGGGUGCUUCCCAACCGAAGGGAUGCUUCAGAGUCAAGCGAAGAGGAGACAGAAGACGAGUUUGAUACUCAUGAGCAUUUCAAAUCCAUAAAUGACACGGUAGCACCAGGACAGAAAUCUCCUCUACAUGGACACGAUGAGGAUGAGAGCGAUAGCACUGAAGAAGAGCUCGACCUUGAUACACCAGCAAUAAGCUGCAAUCCAACUCAGGUCCAAGACUCCUUGCAAUCUCAACAUCGAAAACCGUCCUUAUAUGAACGUCUCUCCUCCCCUCCAACAAUUGCUUCACCGGCGAAGAAGGCAAAUGACGAUAGCUUUCGCACAGGAGGGGAGCCACAGGGAACAUUGCCCUCAUCCUCACCAUCACCAUUUAUUCCAGAUGAAGAGGCCGGGUCUGAUGAUGUUUUGACCACGAGAGAGGCAGCUCCUCCAUCCCCCAAGCAAGCAGACAUUGCCUCUACACCAAAGAAAUCCAGAAAGCCAUUUAGGAUUGGUGGUAAAGGAAGAGCUGCCGAGGAUGGCGCUUCGCAGCGUGCCGCUACAACUUCCCCGAGUAAAGUUCGCACAAGGGCUACGCAAUCGCCUACUGCAGAGCCACCAUCAUCACCACUACCGCAUAGUGUAACUAGAGAAAUGACACCGGCCGAGGAUGAAGUUGAGGAAACACCAGAAGAGAAGGCAGAACGGCGGCGUGCUGAACUCAAGCGAAGGAAUGAGGAGGCAGCUAAAAAGCAGGCACAGCAAAAGAAAAAGAAGAGGUUCUGAGCUACCGCAUUUAGCUUGAGUUGAGCCAUACGCCCAGCAUUCAGCUCCUAAGUCAAUGACUUUGCGCGUUAAGUUUGCUGGUUGAACUUGCCAUUUUCUUAAACUUCCAUUUGAGAAAUCUUUUUCCCGUCUGUAGCAGUUCAGUUUGUUCUGAAAGUCUUGGUAAACUUACAUCAAACUAUCGUUUCACUCCUCA
Messenger RNA from Bipolaris maydis ATCC 48331, 1798 nucleotides. RefSeq names its product XRCC4-like factor-domain-containing protein. Gene Ontology annotation, biological process: double-strand break repair via nonhomologous end joining. The record is from RefSeq and is a predicted model, not a curated record. Gene Ontology annotation, molecular function: DNA end binding. Gene Ontology annotation, cellular component: nucleus; DNA ligase IV complex. NCBI's taxonomy places the organism in Eukaryota, Fungi, Ascomycota, Dothideomycetes, Pleosporales, Pleosporaceae.